AUGCCAGCCUUUGCCCCUGUGACCGCGGGCUCGGGCUCCAGCAGCUCUUCUGCGAUGCCGAGGAUUUGCAAGAAGCUCGUCGUCAAAGGUCACGCCGCGAGCUCCGGUGCAUCUUACACGUUGUUCUUGAAGAUACAGGUGCCCACCACCGAGUCAAACGAGUCUUACCUCCUCUUCACAGACCCUGCUGUCGAGCUACAGGAUGCCAUCAUUCACCGUCUCGACGCUUCCGGUGCUGCUCCCGCCUUGUCCACUUCAGCCGCAACGGCCGCCAAUUCCCUGGGCAUCCCGCUGUCCAUUGACCAUGAAAUGAACGACAGCUUCAUCGGCCAUGAGUCCCGACGAGCACCUAGGUCGGACUCGCCGACACCGCUUAGUGAUACUUCGCAUCUAUCCACUGUAAAUCGGAGUGAUGAUGGCAAGUUCACGCUCCGCACCUCGUUCCGCUCUAGCCCAGGAUCAAAGCGUGCAGUGGCUUUGCAGCCGCCUUCUUCCGCCUCGUACAUGGUCACACUUCAUCUGUUAGCCAGACCCCUGUCAACGCCGCCAACGGCCCCUUUCUCCGUCAGGCUGGCGGUACCAGUCUGCUUGAACAACUUUAUGCGCUUCAGCGUCGACGAGUCUAUCGAGAGCGAUUUUGGUCUGCAUGGCAUGGCCGUCGAGGUCGAUCCUCCCAUUCUCCCAGUUUCCAGCCAACGCAAGCCGCUUCGAAGACGCUCGUCCGCAGCCUCAUCCCAUCGAUCUCCCAGCAUCUCCUCCUUCUCUGACGAUGAAGCCGAUGUCACUUUGCUCGGAUCCAACUCGAUUGACGAGUCCGAGCCCGAGCAGGACGACACCGCGAUCGUGGGCCCUUUCCACGCAUGCGAUGCCCUCGUGAUACGCAUUGCUGCACAGCAAGCUGGCGACUUGGUUCCCGUCGAUCGCCCUUUGCGCAUCUUGCCAAAUGCGAUACGGGCCGAGAGAGCGACUAGUUCUAUCACAUACCGGACUCGAACACCGCAUGGCUCCGAGUUGCCCGAAGAAGCCCUGCAUAGCAGCUCGAAUGACGCCACCAUGACCAAACUUGACUUUGAGGCUUCCCUCGAUCUCUAUGAUCCUUACUUUCCUGGUCUCGAUCGCGAGGUACAGCUGUACGUCCAACUGGACACCAAUGCGUCUCUACUCGAAUGGCAGCCAAGUACAGUUGAUGCAUCGGGCGGGAUUGUGAGCUGGUCCUUCGGUCCCGUCGUAUCUCCCACCUCUUCGCCCAGUCAGAUGCACAGGACCGCAGCACAAGGUAUACUUGGCGGAUCCUCAACAUUCGAGAUUGGAGACUUAGUCGUCCUUCCCGACCCUAAUCAGCAUUCAGCCGACGAAGAGGACUUGCUAAGCGUUGCUCCACCCAAGGGCAUCAACGACGCCGACUUUGACUUUUCCCUCGAUAACGCCGCAGUCCCAUCCACCAAGCGAAGGAGAUUCUCACUACAAUCUUCGGGCAGUGCGAGACACGUUCCAUCUAUUCCGCCAUCAGAGCCGUCGGAUUCGGCGAGCGGCUCGGAGCACAUGCUUGUGGUCACGUUCAGCUUGCUCCCCGUCCUGCAGAGCACAGAGCCCGUCUCCCUCUGCGUUCGUGGCACUCUAAUUUUGAAUGAAACGUUGACUCGGGCAGUACAAAGGGAAGACUUAACCCAACUUCCACGUGGCCUGUUUAGUCCCGCGGUACAUAAUCACACUUACGAAGUGACACAGUUGGCCGCCAUGGAACCUGCUCGGGCUCAGGCUGAGGCUGCCCCUCCGCGAUCAGAGUCGCUCGACGACUCCAGGGAGACUGUGCAGAGAGCUCACGAGCAGGAGAAGAGCUGGCUGGCGCUCAAGGAAAUCCGCGCCGGCACGAUGGGGGCAACAAACACCGAUGAGCUUUUGCGGCAAGCGCUUGCUAUCAUCGCAGCGCACGACGAGUCGCUCUCCACCGGUCAACGCGGUUCAAGUGCCCUAGCACGACAGGAUCAAUCUUCGGCACGAGAAGGACCAGAGAGCGGAAUACACUGGGUAUUGCGCGCGUCGCAUCUGCUGUGGACCCUAUUCCUGACAGCGCUGAUCUUCAUGCUCUUCAACGCAGGACAGUCGGCCAACCGAAAUUUGUCCGCCAAGCUGGACGAGCUUUCUCGCAUCGUUGAAGCUUCGACCCGAGCCGGUUCUGCCACGCUGUAUUCUUCGGCGCCGAAUGCAGAUCCUGCGACGGACGUGUUCGAACCAGUCGUUCCAGCGGCGUCCUGUGUCAUAGAAGAUCAACGACCGACGCCGUCGGAAGGAGAGCUUCCAGAGCAAGCUCAAAAUUGGCAACUCGUAGACCCUCUGCCCGAGCAUGACGACUUCUGGAUCGACUCGUUCGCUUCACUAGGCGUGCAGGCAAGCCCCAGAGAUGCGCAUCUCUCGUACUUCGUAUCCAGCUGGCUGCAGGACAUGCUGCGCAUGCCCAUCGGCCUCGUCCGACGCCUCCUGAGCAUCUUCACAGCCGCAUAG
Sporisorium graminicola is the source of this 2502-nucleotide messenger RNA. RefSeq lists its product as uncharacterized. Lineage: Eukaryota; Fungi; Basidiomycota; Ustilaginomycetes; Ustilaginales; Ustilaginaceae. The coding region runs from base 1 to 2502 and encodes 833 amino acids. The record is from RefSeq and is a predicted model, not a curated record. The transcript has a single exon.